AUGGCUCAACAACACUUUUACGAGGCUGGCACAUGUGCGCAGGGCAGAUAUUACUGCGAUGGUCUGCUCGGGAGUGAGUCGCAAGUUGACUUACCAUGGAAAACCGACACGUACAUCAGCAAUAUAGGUGGGGAGAAACUGCGCGAACGCCCAGAAGUGUUGGCCGCCGCGGCAUGGUCAAUCGCCGGGAGUAAGUGGUUUUACAAAGAAGAAUUGGAGUUCCAAUUGGUCUCGGAAAAUACGCAAUCAGAACUGCUGUUACGGACGUGCGUCGCACCAGAUCUAGACGUGAGCAGUCUGCUGGAUCAAAUCCGGAAACAAACAGAUAUCGAUAAGCAGAGAGCUUUUUCAAAGCCGGAGUUUUCCAGAUUUUCGAUUGUUUAUCAGAUGGACUCCACCGAGCCUAAAGGCGACGGAACCAUGGUGGUGCGGUUCAACGUACAAGACUUCUUCUUGCAGAUGCAGAUCCAGUUUUCAAAGAAGAGAUUUCAUCCAAAGGAGGCUGAGAACUUGGCUCAUACCCUACAGGUUAUCCUCCAACAGUUAACCAACAUCUCUAUCGAAUCUACACUGUUAACGGAACUGAACCUAAUAAGUCAGCAAAAUCUCAGAGAAUUGUGGGAGAGAAAUUCGACCGUUCCCCCAGCAGCUGAGAAUCUCGUGCAUAGUAUGGUCCACCAAAACGCCCAGGACCGACCAGAUUCCCCUGCGGUAUGCGCAUGGGAUGGAUCCCUCACAUAUAAAGAGCUGGAUGACCUGUCAACACGCCUGGCGCUUGGUCUAGCCCGAAAAGGGGUGGGUAGAGGCGUGGUUGUGCCCUUGUAUUUCGAAAAGUCGUUAUGGAUGCCAGUUGCAAUUUUGGCGGUCAUCAAGGCUGGCGGAGUCUUUCUUCAACUGGCAAAUUCGAUACCCAAGGGAAGAAUUGAGGCUAUAUUGAAUACUGGGAACUCACCAUUUGCGUUGGUUGGAAAAAAUACGCCGGCUUGGAUGGGAGACAUUAUGCCCAUGCACACAGUUGAGGAAGUGAUGGAAUUGGCGGAGAUCAUUGACUCGCCCUUACCAGAGUGUUCAGGAAACCAGGACGCUGUUCAACUAUUUACAUCCGGAAGUACUGGCACACCUAAAGGCAUUGUUUGGACACAUACUGCGCUGGCCACGAACUGUGAGGAGAUAAUGAGGAAACAGUCAUUUGGGCCCGGUACUCGGCAGUUCCAGACGGCAUCGUACGAAUUUGAUGUCAGUAUGAUGGAAUCUAUUGCUAUUUUAAUUUCUGGCGGAUGUCUUUGUAUCCCGCAAGAGAACGACGGCGUGCAUUGUUCCCCUCGGGCCCUUGAGGCACUACAGGCCAACUCGGUCUAUCUCACUCCUACGUUGGCUCGAAAACUCGAUCCCGACAGUGUCCCCAGCCUGAAAUACCUGGCGCUUGAGGGAGAGGUCUUGCCCAAGGAUAUUGUGUCUAAAUGGGAUGGGAGAUUGACCAUGUAUAACUUCUAUGGUCCGGCGGAAUGCCCCCAUGUGUCCGCAUGCACAAUCGACCCGGAUACCUUCGAAACCGGGUUUGCGGGGGCCACUUCCGUCUGCCUUCGGUGGAUAGUGGAUCCGCACAAUCACAACAGCCUUCUACCCGACGGGGCUAUUGGGGAGUUACUCGUGGAGGGCCCAAUUCUCAUGGAUCGCUAUAUUGGUGGCGGCCCCGAUGUAGCAACUUUUGUGACUCCAACGUGGCUGCUCAAGGGCUGUGGCGAUUUUGCAGGACGCCAGGGACGAUUAUUCAAGACAGGCGACCUGGUCCGGUGUAAGCCGGAUGGCGGCCUGGUCAUCCUAGGCCGCAAGGACACGCAGGUCCAGAUCGGCGGUGAACGAGUGGAAUUGGCUGAGGUCGAAUACCAUGUGCGCAAAUUCCUGCAAGGCAGGGCUGGCGUUGCGGCCGAGAUGAUCACUCCAAUUGCCAGUCUGAAACCAAUACUGGCGGCUUUUAUUGCCAUCGGUGACGAGGUUAACCUCCCCUUAGGCGCCAGUCUUCAAGCUCUCACUGUCGGCAUAAAUGAGAAACUCGCGCAAUAUGUCCCGCGUACAUUCAUCCCUGAGGUGUAUAUACCAGUGGAUACAAUUCCAUUGACAGCAGCAGGCAAGACAGACAGAAAAGCACUACGCAAAAUGGGCGGUUCUAUGACUUUGGAUGAGAUAUCCCGGUUGCAGGAAUCCAGGUUAAAGAACUAG
Messenger RNA from Aspergillus fischeri NRRL 181, 2220 nucleotides. RefSeq names its product AM-toxin synthetase. The transcript is spliced from 2 exons. Gene Ontology annotation, molecular function: phosphopantetheine binding. Bases 1 to 2220 code for a protein of 739 amino acids. Gene Ontology annotation, biological process: amino acid activation for nonribosomal peptide biosynthetic process; secondary metabolite biosynthetic process. Gene Ontology annotation, cellular component: cytoplasm. NCBI's taxonomy places the organism in Eukaryota, Fungi, Ascomycota, Eurotiomycetes, Eurotiales, Aspergillaceae. The record is from RefSeq and is a predicted model, not a curated record.